Sycon ciliatum is the source of this 7716-nucleotide messenger RNA. RefSeq lists its product as uncharacterized. The coding region runs from base 802 to 6849 and encodes 2015 amino acids. Gene Ontology annotation, molecular function: protein binding. NCBI's taxonomy places the organism in Eukaryota, Metazoa, Porifera, Calcarea, Leucosolenida, Sycettidae. The transcript has 15 exons. The record is from RefSeq and is a predicted model, not a curated record. Gene Ontology annotation, cellular component: basolateral plasma membrane; cell-cell junction; synapse. Gene Ontology annotation, biological process: maintenance of epithelial cell apical/basal polarity; protein localization to basolateral plasma membrane; neurotransmitter secretion.
GAAAACUCACCACAGAUUUCUUCUCUACUCUCUACUCCAUCUCGAAGUGCAUCAGCGUGCGCGUUUUUGCCUCUACUUGGUCUGUCUGUAACUACAGUCAGUGUACUAGUAGUAGUAUUUCCCUACCAAAGCUGCAGUGAGGAUACGCACACACACACACACACUUCAGUAGGAAAGAAAAAUGGACGUCGCAGUCGGCCCAAGAAAAAGCGUGGACAGAUGGUGUUCGUGAGGAGCCUUUGCUCACUUGUGGAGACGUUCUGCGCAGCGGAUUGUAGCGGUUGUCUCGUAGCCGCUUUCACGUACGCUAGCCUGAGCAAAUGUCGAACAACAGUUACAUGCUCAGCUGAUUCGAAGGUAUUUCUUGCGUCCGAAGUAAGGGCUAAGGUGCCAACGCCGGAUCGUUCGAGCUGGAUUUUCACGUAGAAGUGUCACACUGUUCGGAAGAAGCACCCCUGUUUGAUUUCUACAAAAUGUAGUAUGUGACAGCAGGUUCGCGUUGGUUGUAUCGUGGAUGCAGGGGUUCCCAGAGUGACAGGGUGUGUUUUGUGUGCCGCUUCUGCCCUUCCGCCAGUUCCGGUGGUUCGUCUAUUUGGACUAGGAAAGUUAGUGAAACGUGGCUGAGUCCAGUGCCUACGAGUGUACGGAAAAUAAGGAGCAGAGUCCGGUAAAAGUGCGUGUGUGUUGACCAGCCUCGCUGGAGAGUGGAGUUCGUUUUGGUGAAGAGCAGCUGUCACAAGAGAUUAGAGAUUAGUCCUCCCUGCCUGGCUGGUAUCAGCGUGGUUCGUCCGGGAUACAGCUAUGCUGAGCUCCACUCUGGGCCUGCCGAUGGAAACGGCUCACCCUCACAGUCAACCUCAAUCUCAGCCCCAGCAGCAGGACGAAAAUGACGUUGCCAAGCUUCGGAACCUGUACAAAAUUCGCUGGGCGCUGCAAGCGGAGAACAAGACGGAAAGCAGAUCGCUGGCGGAUGCCAUUUCGGCGCUGGAGGAGAGAGGAAGCCAGCAGCGGAGGAGCAGCAAAACGACACCGCGAACGUCGAUCGGUCGACGUGUGGCUCAUGGGCACGGACGAUCCACGACCACCAGUCGGUACCAGAUGAAGAUGGAGAAACGCGGUAAAAUCUGUGUGUUCGAGAAUGUAACUCGCGAUCCUGGUGUCGGCCUGGUGCUCUGCAAUGAAGAUCCUAGUGAACUGUCGUCUAGCAUUCGCCCUGGACCUUUGAGAACGCACGCUAGUCCGUCCAGUGCUGGGUCAGAGCAAAGCAGUCAAGGGGGCGAUGACGACCGCGAUGCGGUCGAUGAAGAUGAAACGGCGAUCUCGUCGGAGCGUGUUUCCGAGUGUCGGGACGGUCAUGGCAGCGGUUCGGAAGGUGUUGAUGACGGACGAGGUGCCCGUUCCAAGACAAAGGGUCGUCACAUCUUUGUACAGACAGUAGUGAAUGGUGGAGAGGCGGAUCGUCAUGGCUUCAUUCGCUCCGGUGAUCGUCUACUGGAGAUCAACAGUCAACCAGUGCCGGGCAGAUCUCUUCAUGAUGCCAGAGCAAUGCUGGGUGAAGCUGAGAGAGGAGGUCGUGUGGUUCUCGCGGUGGGGGUUGUGGGCACACCGGCCGCAUUGGCAUUGCGGGAACGACACUUCCGCUGCAAGAGUGACUCAGCAGCCACGUCAAUGACGACGUCACGUGACAGUGAACAGGAAGUGGAGAGCAGUGGUGGUGGUAGUGAGUCGAAGUCCAGACGCAGUCAUCACGCUCACGCUCAGCAUCGACGUCUGCUGUCAGAGCCAAUGUACCCACUCUCUGAUGGUGAUGACCCGAUAUUCAGGGACUUUGCCAAUUCGUGCUGCUUGCCUGGCUCGGCCGCAGAGCAUUGGGGCUCCUCUUCGUCCAUACCCGCAGCCACAAGCUCAGCGUCAUCAGACACAGGGUUUGAGUCAGGGAACGCUGCUAGCGGUGGCAAGGCACGCUCUGCAUCUACGCUGCCACCGACUCAGCAGCAACAACAACAGCAACUACAGCUGCAGCAGCAAGUCGCAGUUCAACAGCAGAAGUCGAGCAGUUUGAAACGAGGUGAUAUCAGCAUACUAAAAGGACUGCAGCGCAAGCUAUCGACAAAGUCAAACUCCCAGCGGAAGAUUGUUAUUGACAAAGACCCGUUAGUCGGCUAUGGUCUGGAGGUUCAAGGCGGCAGGGGAUCAUUACUUGGUGACAUUGAUGUACUUGUUCGACGCAUUGAACCUGACAGCAGUGCAGGCCGCUGUGGUAAGCUCAAGCAAGGCGAUCACAUAGUGCAGAUCAAUAGCCUGGCCACGGAGGGUAUGACUCAUGAUGAUGUCAUCUCAAUACUGCGCACCUCGCAGGGCCCACUGGAGCUGGUUGUGGCCGAGACAUCGGUCACAUGGGCGGGGGAUAGCCUACCAAGACGAUGUACAUCUGCCGAGGACUUGCCCAAGAUGACCGGCACCGGUGUCUCUCGCAGCAGUGCUGGGGCCAGUGGCGGGUCAGGCAUGGAAAUACCUGCAGCGGCUGCCAAGCGGAUAGGCCGCGACCGGCUCUCUCGUCGCGGCAGUAGUGAUCACAUUUUCACCGAAACAGGUUCACAGGUGCCCAUUCGCUCACGGUCAUACCACUCCGACGCAGGCUCUAACGACGAGGGCAGUCCUGGUCGUGUACAGCUUCGAAGCAAGCACCUCAGCUUGCUGAAUCGACCACGUUCUCGCGAGAUUCCGCCAGGGGCACAGACCCCCAGCGACGAACGGAUGAGCAAGUUCCCACGCCUGGCCAAGCUGCUGACGCGAAGCAGUGACAAUGUGGGAGCAGACGUUGACGACUCUGCUUCUCCUCAGUCACUUCUGUCAACACAGCAGCAGCAGCAGCAGGUGCCGUCACAUCCGCAGCAAGUCGUUCAGGCAUGGGCACGCAACUCCAGUGUCGACUCGUCCUCCAACAACUCCCCGGCCGCCACAGGCAAGCGUCAGUUUGUCCUAACUGAGACCAUAGUCCUUGCCAUGCAUGCUGGCAAGCUGGGCUUCACCAUUGUCGGUGGGUGGAUGGACGACAACACGUGUCGGCCAGUGUGUGUCAAGAGUGUCAUGCCAGACUUAUUGGCACACAGAGAUGGAAGGAUGAAACGAGGUGAUGAGAUCAUCGCUGCCAACGGCCAGAACCUAUCGGGCAUGACACUUCAAGAAGCUAAAUUAGCGAUAAAGAGUGCCUGUGGCCUGGUUACAUUGGAGGUCCGUCAUCAGGCACCACCCAGCAUUCGACAGCAGAUCUUUGUGUCCUUCAACUGCGGUGACACCCUUGGGUUUGCUCCCACUGUUGUGCAAGACAAAGACGCAGACUCCUGCCAGGUCUAUGUACUCAAAGUGGACAGGUCAUCCGAGGCAGCCUGCCACCUCAGAGCUGGCGAUCACCUGCUUUCCAUCAACAAUCACUCCCUGCUGUGCCAGAGCAUGCAGCGCGUGAAGGACGUGUUUGCUGAGCUCAAACCAGACUUGACGCUGAAAGUCGAGCGCAUGACGCGACCUGGAGCCGAUGUCAGUAGCAGUGAGAGUGGCAUCGGUUCUAUUAGCAGCUUGUUCAGAAGAAGCCUCUGCUUGACCAGCUGCGCUACAGACCUCAACUCAUCAGAGGCAUCCCUGGACUCGAGCACCUCCAACACGAUGUCCACAAGCAGUGUACCCAGCACAUGUAGCAGUGGUGAGUUUGACCCGAUGUCAGUAUCAAGCGAUCAUGGAUCAACUGACAACAUUCUGCUGGAGGCUGUGGCUCCGUCACUCAGUGACUCCGACGCGGACAACAAGGAAGACAGCAGUGAAGACGUCACGGCACUGAGUCUUGGCAUCGACACGGCUAAGCUCACCGACGACCCUUUUGCCGACGAGGACAAGGACGAAGAAGAAGAGGAGGAGAUGGCAGAAGAGGUGACAGGCAGUAACAAACGCCUCGACAUGGCCAUACUGUCUGAACUGGACCCAUUGAUGCGUACACGGGCACCUAGCGUGGACAAACAUCGGCGCAACAGCCGACGCUUCAUGAAGUCGGUCUCGGACUUCCUGUGCACUGACUACCACGUGCCACAGGUGCCGGGGAAAACGGAGGCGGAUCGCGACGCCUACUUGGCUCGCCGUCGUUCGAUGCUGGUUAACACGCCAGCGAUCGACAUCAGCGGUGUUGGGGAAGUACGCUCCGGGUCACCACUGGACGCUGUGUGGUCGGAGGAUGCCAUGUCUUUGCACAGCCGGCGCAUGACAGCGGACAAGUCGUCGCUGUGUUCGGAGGACACGCUGCGCGGCAGCGAGUACGACACCGUCAGUCACACGUCGUCGCUGGUUGCCGGUGAAUGCUAUGAGGAACAGGCGUACGAGUGCUCCAGCAUCACCGCUCCCAGGUCCUUCCAGCUCUCCUCCAGCACACUCAGCAGGCUGCUUGGUGCUGCUAAACUUGCUGCUAAUAGUGCUGCUAACAGUGCUAACAACACAAACUCUGGCAACACUGAUGCUCAUGGCAGUGUGACAAGCACUAGCCGUGUAGAUUCAUCCACUGGCACGCCACUGCUGCCAUUACCCGACGCCUACAAUCUCAACAUACGUUUGACCUUGGCCAAGGAUUCACAGUGCGGCUUCUCUCUACGCAAGCACCCACUCGACUCCGGCAACGGUGGUCAUGCGUGGAUUGUGGACACGAUUGUUCACGGGUCGCCUGCGCACGUUGGCGGACUGAAAGUCGGCGACGUCGUGCUUAGGAUCAACGACCGUCAGCUGGACGAUGACAUCAUGCCUCUGCAGGAUGAUGUCACCUUGCUGGUGUGCCGGCAGAGUAGCGCACGCACCCUUAGUGUCGGUUCGACAGCGUCUGCAGCGACGGCGCGUAGAGUCGUCAAUCGCGGCAGUAGUCAUCGUCUGAGCGAACGUAACCUGAAGACCGGCGCAUCACCAUUGACACAGCCGUCAAUCCCCGUGGCAAGCUCUGACUGGUCACCGGAUAUCACACAGCGCAAGAGCGGUGAGUUUAGUAACGGCCGCAGCGGCGGCAGCAGCAAUCCAUCCAGCUAUGUUGCUUUGCAAGACUCUGAUUCUGCCGCAGCGGCACAUUCCAGCCAGCGUGAAGACGCAGGCCACACAGAAUACAGUGAUGAUGAAGCCGACGGUACGGGCAACCAAACAAUGGCGUACAAUGCUGCCAAGGAGGCGAGCGCUGUAGCGGCAAUGAUGAAGGACGGAAGCACGGCGACGGCGGCAGCAUGUACCCUCGCUGGCGGCUGUGCAGCAGAAGCAGCGCUGAACCCGCUGCCGCGGCGUGUGCUGCUCAAACGCAAGCGUAGAGUCAACGUCAACGCACGGCGACUGCAGGCGGAUGGUGUAUCGGCAGAUGGAGAAUCGCCGCCAUCGGCUGCCAGCAUGGAGCACCGCUCGUCCAUUGACAGCGUGGAGAGUCACGACAGCAGCUGCGUGUCCUGCAGCACCUCCUCUCAUCACGAACACCGGCCACGCGCACACACCACCUGUACGUCCACACCCGCCGCCGCCGCUGCCACCGCAGACAGCACGGCUACACACAGGCUAUGCACGGCAUCAUCACGGACAACGGCAGUGGCAACAGCAGGCCACGCUACAAAUGGCAGUGGUGCUGGCGAUGAUGAUCUACUACCACCGUCCGCUCCUCCACGAUCACUCAGCUUGUCGCGAGAAGCUCGCAAUCUUAGCUCCAGCAGUGUAGACAGUCUACGCUCCCCCGACUCCGGCUUCUGCUCGCUAUCCCGAGACAACCAGCAUAGCAACAACCAGCUUAGCAACAGCCAGUUCAGCUACGGCAGGAAGUCCUCGUCGCUGGGGAGAGUUGGCGAAGCGCAGUCUGACGAGUUCAGAGCGACCAUGUCCACACCGGACAGCAUAGAGUCACCCGACAUACUGUUGUCACAGCAACAGCGCGGUGGAACAACGACCGACAUGCCAGUCGAGGAUAAUGCCGUCCAGCCCUACGCCAGGUCAUCAUCGAUCAUCGUCGGCAACAAGGUGAACACGACGUCGCCUCCCAAACGCCACCCGUCGCCGCGCAAGCUGGGCAUGACCGAGACAAGUAAUCAUGGUGAUAUUGUCAAGACGCUGUCGGCGCAACGGAGUGUAUCUGCUUCAGCUCUGCGCUCCAGUACCAGCCUGCCACCGCCUGCCAGCAGAAAACAACCUUCACUUCAACACCAGCAGCCGCUGCACUUGAAUGUCGCAGUUCCACCGAGCUCUUCGGUUGAUAGUGGCAUCUCAACCGUGUCCAAUACCAGCCUACCUACGUACCAUGAGUACGCAGCUAACCCGGAUACAUUCCCAUCGCACGUCAGUGUUUCGGCAACGGCCACACUGGCGUCACCAGUUCGCCGUGCAAACACACAGCCAGCUCUGCCCACUGCCGGUGGUGGAGGCAACACGUCUGCAGGUGACGUCCCUCCGUCGCACAGCCGUCGCUCCAACAGUUUGAACGUCAUGGAGUCGAUCUAUAUGAAUACCGGAGCGGAAUCCAGUCAGCGGCCGACCCCGGUGUACGAGAACUUGAACCGCUCGCGAUCCCAGCAGGUAAAUCCCGAUGAUCCGUACAGCGACUACGAGGUCAUGCACUCGCCACGCAACUCCGCCUUGCUGAGCCCGCCAUCGCAAUCCUCUCUCCUGAGCUUGAGCAGUGGUGGCCCAUCGACUGCAACUCUACCCAUUAUGGAGAUUAGUGACGGGAGUGGGGGCAAUGGUGGUGGUGGCGCUGGUGGUGGCACAGGGGUGUCUAGUUUAAACCGAUCUAGAGAUCCAGCACCGCCGAGGGUCUCCGCGGCGGAAGUCCUGCGACGAUUGCAGCAAUCCUCCUAGCCAAGCUGUAGUCCAGCUCAAGCAGAUCUAGAGGUCCUACGACAAUUGCAGUCCGAGUUCUCCUAUCCAGGCUUCAUCCAGCUCAAGCAUACCUAGAGAUCUUGCACCGCGGAGCAUUUCCACGGCUGAAUUCCCGUGACGAUUGCAGCAGUCCUCCUAGCCAAACUACAGUCCAGUUCAAGCAGAUCAAGAGGUCCUUCGAUGAUUACAGUAGUUCUCCUUCUAAAGGCACAGGAAGUAGACCUAGAGGAGGUCCUGUGACGAUUGCGUUAAUCCUCCUAGCCAAGCUGUGGUGUAUGCUCAACAUAAUGGUAAUGUGUAUGUGUAUUGGAGGCCUACGCCAAUCGGUAUGGCCAACAGUCGUCGUAUAUGCCGUAGCCGAGUAGUUGAGGAAAAUCUUAUUUUAUUCUAAAAGGUAGAUUUACACAUUAUAGGGAUUGUAUGGUAAAAAUAGAAUGUGGAGAAGAUCUACUAGAUUAUAAUAUUUUGGACUGGCAACUAUGAACGUCCAUAUUUAGGGAAGUGUGUUGACCCUACCUGGACUUGCAUUCCUUCUUACCACAACUAACUGCUCAUGAAUUGUGAAUGUACAUACUGCACAGCAAUUAAAUCUUUACUAGAUGGCAACUUGAAUUUAUCCCUUCACCUUUUUUUCUUUUUCACGACAAAAGAUUGAAGCUUUCUUGCCAGCUCACACAGAUUAGGUUGAGAUGUAAUCGUAAUUGUUUUUGCAUUGUUCCGCGGCGGCCAUUGAGAUUAUUAUUCUGUAAUCAUCAACUGUGUCACCGCUGUCUUUCUUACACGAUUGGUGUGUGGGACAUGUAGGGGGACUUGAAGGCUGCAUCACUGAGUUUCAUUGACCAGCGA